GUGACGCGGGCUGGGCCCGCCCCCUGCUGCCGGCCCCACACUCACUCGCACCAGCCGCCGCCAAGCAGGCAGCAACCGCGUCAGGGCCGUCCGGGGACCACGCCGGCGAUGCCCGCGGCCUUCGCCGAGCCCCGCGGGACCCGCUGAGUUGCCCCCGGGCCGGGGUCAUACCGGGCCGGGCCGGGCCGCGCGCCGCGGCGCUGCCUGCAUGACCCUCCGGCGGCGCGGGGAGAAGGCGACCAUCAGCAUCCAGGAGCAUAUGGCCAUCGACGUGUGCCCGGGGCCCAUUCGGCCCAUCAAACAGAUCUCCGACUACUUCCCCCGCUUCCCGCGGGGCCUGCCACCCACCGCCGCGCCCCGCGCCACCGCGCCCCCGGACGCCCCCGCGCGCCCGUCCGCAGCCAGCGCCGGCCCCCGCAGUCCCUCCGACGGCGGCCGCGACGACGACGAGGAUGUGGACCAGCUCUUUGGAGCCUACGGUUCCAGCCCGAGCCCCGGCCCCAGCCCUAGCCCCGCGAGGCCGCCUGCCAAGCCCCCCGAAGAUGAGCCGGACGCCGACGGCUAUGAGUCGGACGACUGCACCGCCCUGGGUACCCUGGACUUCAGUCUGCUCUAUGACCAGGAGAACAACGCAUUGCACUGCACCAUCAGCAAGGCCAAGGGCCUGAAGCCGAUGGACCACAAUGGACUGGCUGAUCCCUACGUCAAACUACACCUGCUGCCUGGAGCCAGCAAGGCAAACAAGCUCAGAACAAAAACUCUGAGGAACACUCUGAACCCCACAUGGAACGAGACCCUCACUUAUUACGGGAUCACGGACGAGGACAUGAUCCGAAAGACCCUGAGGAUCUCCGUGUGUGAUGAGGACAAAUUCCGCCACAAUGAGUUCAUCGGCGAGACUCGCGUGCCCCUGAAGAAGCUGAAGCCCAACCACACCAAGACGUUCAGCAUCUGCCUGGAGAAGCAGCUGCCGGUGGACAAGGCAGAGGACAAGUCCCUGGAGGAGCGAGGCCGCAUCCUCAUCUCACUCAAGUACAGCUCCCAGAAGCAGGGCCUGCUGGUGGGCAUCGUGCGCUGUGCACACCUGGCUGCCAUGGACGCUAACGGCUACUCGGACCCCUACGUGAAAACAUACCUGAAGCCAGAUGUAGACAAGAAAUCCAAGCACAAGACUGCGGUGAAAAAGAAAACACUAAACCCAGAGUUCAAUGAGGAGUUCUGUUAUGAGAUCAAGCAUGGAGACCUGGCCAAGAAGACCCUGGAGGUCACUGUCUGGGAUUAUGACAUUGGAAAAUCCAAUGAUUUUAUCGGCGGAGUGGUUCUGGGUAUCAACGCCAAGGGUGAGCGCCUGAAGCACUGGUUUGACUGUCUGAAGAACAAGGACAAAAGGAUUGAGCGUUGGCACACGCUCACCAACGAGCUCCCGGGAGCUGUGCUCAGCGACUGACUGCCCCAUCUGCUGCCACCCACCCAUGCCACCCAGCCCACACAGGCCCUGCCCUGGGCCUUCUCAGCUGCCGUCAAGGGCUGUGGCCCUCACAAUGGGCAAGAUCCAGGUUGUCUGCUCGGACAUAGCCACUGCAGCCCCUGCUUGGAGGCCAUAGAGAAUCCAGCCCCCCCCCCCCCCCCCCCGCCUCCCAGGGACAGGAAGACACAACGUUGGACCUGUUUCAACCCCCUGGGACCUAGGAGGGCUGGAGCUGGAAGAAGUCUUCACCCUCAGCUCCGCCCAGAAGAAGGGCUAUCUAGGGUGAGGACCUGUUGGGGAGGUAAGGGGCAGAACACAUGCUGCAAGCACAGAAGUGGGGGUACUCUGGCUGCCUGGAGACCCCAGAGGGAAGGACUACGGGCAGAUGGAGCCCAGGACUCUAGGACAGGCCAUGUAGUCAACUAGGGCUCCCAACUUACUCACGCCAGGCUUCGAUGGACAGACAGAAAGAGUCCGAGCCCCCGGGGCAGGGAGUCCUUGUCUAGCAGGGGAUCUGGGUGAACACAUUACCACAAAGAGGUGAGGCAUACAGGAGCAGCCGGUUGUCUGCAGGGGCUGUGGGUACCGCUGACUGCCAGAGGGUGAGGACAGAUUGGGCAUCUUGGGGGAGUCAGGACUCAGCACGGCCUGGAAAAGCCAGCUGUGGCUUUGAAGCUAAGAGAAGGCCAAAUACGGAGAGCAGGAGGCCUGGGGUAGGUGUCAGGGCUGGGACAGAGUCAUGGGUGGGGAUCUGGGGUUGGUCUGGGGCAGCAUUAGGUUUUUAGGGAGUAGGAGGCCUGGGGUAGGUGUCGAGACUGGGACAGAGUCAUGGGUGGGGAUCUGGGGUUGGUCUGGGGCAGCAUUAGGUUUUUAGGCAGGAUCUGGGCUUGAUGUGUACAAGCACUAUAGGGAAACUGAGGCUGACUGUUCAAACCCAAGCUCUCCCAUUUGAUCUUGCUCCCAAGGGGCCUCAAUGCACCCUGCUCCUGUUCUCAGCAGAAGUCUCUUUCCCUCGGCUUCAGGGAGAAGAGAAAGGAAUUUUACUAGCAUGAAGAGAGACACCCACCUCUCUCUUCCUCAUCUCCACGGCUCAGGCUGGUGUUGGGUCCCUCAACACUCCAUGGCAGGCAUCCUGGAUCUAUCAAGACAGUGGGUUGCCUUCAGGAAUAGCAGUGGAAGACAGAACUUUGUUUGGGGGAAGGGGUGGGGGUGGGGCUUCUGCCCUCCGGAGCUGAGAGCUCUGACCUUACUUUCUGGGAUAGGGUGGGACACAUCUCAAUCUUGAAGCCCCCAAAUGUCUCCUGCCAACUAGGGCUCCAGGAAGAGAGGAGGAACGAAGACCUAAGGAGUUCUACCAUCAUUCCAAAGCCCCAUUUUGCUCAACCCAUCUCUGGGUAGCAAGGCUUGGGGGUCCUGAGAGGGAAGAUGUCCUGCCCUAAGCCCAGCACCUUCCUUCAGCUAAAAUAAGGAUCCAGGGUCCCGGGUCACAAUUCCAAUCCCAAGCACUCACCAGCCUUCCCCACUUGGCAGGGAAAAUAGGUCUCUAUUCCCUACGCACCCACCUGUUGCUUAUAGAGACUGGAUUUCCUUCUUCAAAAGGUUUUUGCCUAUGUUACAGAAUUGGCAGGCACCUUAUUGAAUCUUCACCAUCUUGUGUGGCGGGUGGCUUGGUCAGCCCAUUUUAUAAGUGAAAUGAUCUCAGAAAAGUUGAAAAACUUCUAGGGCCACCAAACUGGGAGGAGCUGAAACAAGACAACUCCAAACCCUUUAACUGUUUGAGGGUAAGGCUCCUUUCCCUACUGAAUCGCUGAGACUUGAAGUCUGUUGCAGAGGAGUCUUGUUUUUACCCGCCUCCUCGCCCUCUAGCUGGUAUUGAAAUCACCUGUGCCAUUUAGAGUUUGCCAGAAGGCCAGAGCCAAGCCCUGGAACUCAGCUGCCCUGCCCCCAGUCUGAGGUCAAGGGACUUAGUGUCAAGGCUGCCAGUUUCCCCACACAGCUAAAAACCGGAGCUUAUGGGGGCCCCAGGAAGGUGUUCAACGCACCUUGUUGAGCUCUGAGUAAUUCAGUAUUUGCCCUUUGGGAAGCCCUGUUCUGAAAGGAGCCUGGCAGCCUCCUGAAGAUGCAGAAGUGUUUACUAGACAUGAGGUGACUGGGGCCCAGCAAGAGAACAGGGCUCAGGUGGAAGAACCUGGAUCCCUCUGUUGUCCCAGGCAUAGGGGGGCUUGAGCUUCAGAGAAGGUCCUUGUGAACCCCAGGGACAGACAGGGUGGGAGAUGGGGCUUCUACCCAAUUGGCUCACGUGUGAGUGCCCAAGCAGGAGCCCACUAAAGUGAUGGAAGUUUCCCGUGGCCCUGGAGUACUUCCAAAUCCCUGGGUCAUUCCAUCUGUGUUAAAGGAAAGCCUUUUGAGAAGUUCAGAAUCAGCUCAUCCUUUCACCCCAAACGGGUUUCUUGCUUCUGGCCCAUCAGCGUUACAGAGAGGAAAUUUGAUACCAAAAACAAAGGUCAUUCCAAAGUCGGGUCAGUAACCAGGGCGUCUCCCGAAGCUCGGCAUCCACCUCUCAUCCUGGUGGUGCCCACCACCACCAUUAGCCAAUCCCCAAACGGGCCCGUCUUCCAAGCCUGAGGCGGUGACCUCCUGACCUCUAGUGGCGAGAACGAGGAGCUGCACCUCCGCGGCCGGCUUACCAGUCGAGCCUGGGCCAAGCAUGUCUGGCCCUUUUGUCCUCCAGCCAAGUGAACCUCCCGAUGCAUGGACUCCGGCUGUCGUCGACGCGGACUCGUACACUGCUUACGGUUUUGCUACCACGUGACGGCUGCAGAGUACAUCCUCAAACUGCAGCGCCACGACACAAUUUUUGUACUUUCGUCUGACCUUCCCGAAGGUGUCCUUUUUAAGUCUUAUUUGUUAAUAUUUAAAACGAUAUAUAAUUCAAAGUAAAUGGGAACGUUGUACUGCGAUCGCACUAGCCCGGGGGACUCCUUGUAAGAUCUGGAGGGCACAAGCGAAAGGCAACUGGGGUUUACAUGUUGCAUGUACUCUUUGUUUUUUGAAAUGGUCUCACUUGUAAACCAGGCUAGUAUCCAACUUACGGUGAUCCUUCUGCCCCUCAUUUACUCCUCACUGAGAUUCCUUAUGAAACAGGCUCCCAAGUUAUGAAUGAGGAAACCGAGACUCCGAAAUUCGAAUAUACGGGGCUGAUCAGAUGCACUUGCCACACAAGCUUUAGGACCUAAGUGUUGAUUCCAGGAACCCAAAUCAAAAAGGCAAGAUGAAGCUGGGCAGUGGUGGCAGGGAGGUGGUGUCCUAUGCCUUUAAUCCCAGCGUUCUGGAAGAAGGGGCCAGCGUGGGCUAUAGAAGGAGUUUCGGGACAGCUAGAGCUACACAGAGAAACGCUGUCUCAAAAAACAAAACAACAGGGGGCUGGAGAGAUGGCUCAGUGGUUAAGAGCAUUGCCUGCUCUUCCAAAGGUCCUGAG
Microtus oregoni (creeping vole) is the source of this 4946-nucleotide messenger RNA. RefSeq names its product double C2 domain beta (gene Doc2b). Lineage: Eukaryota; Metazoa; Chordata; Mammalia; Rodentia; Cricetidae. The coding region runs from base 209 to 1447 and encodes 412 amino acids. Gene Ontology annotation, cellular component: membrane. The record is from RefSeq and is a predicted model, not a curated record. The transcript has 9 exons.